Stylophora pistillata is the source of this 1867-nucleotide messenger RNA. RefSeq lists its product as uncharacterized. NCBI's taxonomy places the organism in Eukaryota, Metazoa, Cnidaria, Anthozoa, Scleractinia, Pocilloporidae. Gene Ontology annotation, cellular component: plasma membrane. The record is from RefSeq and is a predicted model, not a curated record. Gene Ontology annotation, molecular function: protein binding. Gene Ontology annotation, biological process: signal transduction.
GGACGGCGGGAACAUAUUAUGGCAGGGUCUUUUGUCAAGGACAAAAUUGUUGAUAAAGAAGAUGUUAUGGAUGUUCUCGUCCUCCAUUUGGACAGAUCAGUCUGUUUUGCUCCUGGGAUUCCAGCUAUUCAACGUUGGGUGCACCUUGCCGACCAGUUUAAGGUACCAGACGAUGUUAAGAGUCAAUGUGCAGAUUUCUCCGGAAAGUUGAGCUCAAGUGAAGCCUUGUUUGAGCACUUAUGUGCUGUACAGGACGCCCUCUCAGUUGGAGAGAUUAAAAAAAAGCUCAAGAAACUAGGAAGAAAUGAUGUUGUUGCGGAGUUGGAGAAAAACAGCAAGCUCACAGACAAAAGUACAGUCACUGACCUUUAUGAAAAGCAUCCUGAAACCAUGUGCAGUAUAUGCAUAAAACUUGACAACAAGCAUAGCAUAAAAAAUUGGUACCAUUUGGGUAUUGAAAUCGGUAUCAAGGCUGGCACCCUAAGAAGACUAAGGGACCCCUCUGGAGACAGUCCAAGCGAGGUGGUCCUGAAAAUGAUCCAAACAAGAAAACCGCGUCUUCCGUUGAAGAAACUGGCUGAGGUUAUCAACUUGCCAGGCGUAACUAAUGCAUUGGCUGGUUUUCCAGAUAACAGCACUAUCGAAACCUUACUUGGUAACAUGGACGCCAUGGAAAACGUAACGACAUUGAUGGACCCUGAUGGAAAGUGGCAACGCGUCGGUCAGCAUUAUAACAUCGACCAGAGAAUCCUUGAUAACUUAAAGCCCGGUGAUGUCCAGAGUCCCACCAAAACCGUGCUAGAAUACGUUGUCAAGAGGGAACCAACUACAACCAUGGAGACCUUCCUGACGUCUCUAAAAAACAUGAGACGUUUCGAUGUUAUAGAGGACCUCAAGGAGUUUUUCUAUGGUGAUGACAUCGAUAGAAUCCUGCGGGCGGGCGGAUCAGGGCCUUCGUAAAUUGGCAGAGAUCAGUGGAACUGGUGGCAUUUUAAAUUCAGUGCAACAAUUGAGAAGGCAGUGGUUUUUAAAACAAUCAAGUUCUACUUUCCGUAUACAGACAUUAUUUUUACUAUAAUAGUAGAUCGUAUAAUGGACUGUAAGGAUCAAGUAGAGAAUACUCACCGUUCAGCCACUAAUCAAACCUCAACAUUGGCUCGAUUACCAGCCGCUGUUCGGGAACCGGAGCCCGCGCUCCUCUCCGAAUAGUCUCUUCUCGGGGAGGGACGAAAAAGACCGGACCCGAGAGAGCGGCGGAAAUCGAUUCUACCCUCAAUGGAAUGUUUGCCAAAACAAACAAUUACGGUCAUUACUCUGAAUAUUAACUUCUGCAUAGGCAUGUUAGGGUUUACAAGAUCAUGAGAACAUUAAGAAGCUAAUCAUAAUUUUUGGCACAAACUGUGUCCUCACUGAUUUGGAUUUUAAAUUAUAUCAAUAUCACUGAGUUAUUAUUAUAUUAAUAGAAUUAUAUAUAAAUUUCUAAGAGAUUUAAUCCUCUUCUACUCUAUCAAAAUUUUUUACAUAUUUCUAAAAAUUCCCUUUUGUCGGCCGUUAUUCUAAAAUUGCGCGGUUUAAUUUAAGGCAACUACUAAAAGAUUAUGGCAAAUCUGAUUUAAAUAUUAAGGAAUUUUUUUUUUCUUUACUUUUAAGGUUAGAAACAUGUUGGGCGUGAAAGAUUGCUUAGCACAGGGUCUAUGUUCGCAUGUAAUUUACAAAUACGUACGUAAAAAGGUAAAGCCUACCUACGAGCCAUGUGGCCCGUCGGGCAGGCGCUUAAUUCCGCUUUCCGUGGCAUGAAGCGACUAGGAGUAAUUAUACCCCCCCUCAUGGAAUGGUAGUCCAUCGCAGGGUUACCCUCAGUAUUAAA